Molecule: messenger RNA, 2275 nt
Organism: Phlebotomus papatasi
Lineage: Eukaryota; Metazoa; Arthropoda; Insecta; Diptera; Psychodidae
Product: protein tweety-2
Exons: 8
Coding region: 581-2215 (544 amino acids)
Cellular component (GO): plasma membrane
Molecular function (GO): intracellularly calcium-gated chloride channel activity; volume-sensitive chloride channel activity
Source: RefSeq, a predicted model, not a curated record
GGGUGCCGUCAUUUUGUUUUUCAGUACUUCUCCGGGCCUCAUCCGCGAUGAUAGUGUGGGAAAAAGUGUUUUACACCAAUUUCGGCAAGCUUCUUAUCAAAAUUUCGGUGAAAAGUGACUCAAGUGUGCUAAUUAUUUAAUGUGGUGUGCUAUUUAGCAGCUUCCACGAGCUUUUUCCCACAAAAACUUGCAGUGAAAAGUACUGUGAAAGGGUGUUUCUGUGGUGAAUGGGAUGGUUACUGAGUUUUGUGAUGAAGGAUUACGUGCAAAAGGGAUAAAUUGACGCCCAAAAUCUAGCUCAAUUGAUGUCUGCUGGAUUUCUGGCCAGUGGUUGUUGGUGAUACUAGCAGGAAAUUGUGUGUGAAUCUCUGGUGUUGAGAAGGGGUGCAAAAAGGAGGCCCACCCUUCGUAAAGGGGCCAUUGAGCAUCGUUUUUUUCUGUGUGUGGUUGGAGUGAGAGAGAAACAGGAAGUUUUUGUGUGCUUCGCCGCGGAAAAAAGAGGCUGUAAAUGGUGUAGCAGCUUCUGCCCUUGUCACCGUGUCCGUGAGUCGCCAGAAAAAAAUUGUGAGCCCGUGACGCAAUGGAGCCCCCAUCGAUGAUUGUGCGACUACUCCACUCGGUGCCCCGCUUCAACAUCACCCUGCACAGAGUCAGCAAUGCAUUCAAUCCCAACAGCGAUUCAUACAUUGAGAGUUUGGGAAUAUUGGCGUCAAUACCGGCUGCAGUAUUGAUUGUCUCACUGAUUGGACUCCUGCUGUAUUUGCUGACGAGGUGUUGUGAUAGAAAACCACGACGAGGCACAUCUAAUGCAUGUCAGAAAUGUACAUUACUCAUUGUAACGAUACUUUGUGGUUGUGCCAUUGGACUAGGUUUAUAUGGAAAUGAUGAUCUGCACAAUGGGGUCCUGCAGGUGUUUGGGUCAGGACGGCAGGUUGAGGCACUGGUGAAGAGUGUACGAAAUCAAACGGACACGCUGAAACACAACUUGAAAUCACGAGUAGUGAUGUCGGAGCUGGAGGAUAUAUUUGAUAAACCAACGUCAAAUCAAACUGCACUCACUAUUGUUCUCUACACUGUUAGACAAGUGAAAGAUAAUACAACAUUAGCUAUCAAUGCACUUGAGGCGGUCUCUUACUUCAUCCGAUCAUCCCAGUCUGAAGUGACUAUAAAGAAUGUCUUAGAUACGGCCGAAUUUUACGAAUCAAUCAGAUGGCCAGUAACUCUUGGAUUUCUGGCUGUUCUACUCCUUCUGUGCACUAUCUUAAUAAUUGGUGUGGCUCGGUCAUCGCGAUGUGCAUUAAUAUUCUUCAGUGUAUUUGGUCUUCUGGGCGUAACUUUGUGUUGGCUUCUAUCCAGCAUUUACUUGGCCGGUGCUAUUGCACUUGGUGAUUUUUGCGUGAAGCCUAAUGAGUACAUUUGCAGUCAGCAGAAAAUGCCGGAUAUUCAUUAUAUGAAUUGUGGAACGGUUGGAACGAAUCCCUUUAUCCUUCGACUCAAUGAAUCACGAGACAAUGUGGAUCAUGCUAAAGAUGCUCUUCAGAUUGUGUCCAGGAUUUCAAUGGAUAUGUAUCCACGUGUUGAUGUGGGUUCAAAAAUCUCCCAUAUUCAGUCAGAGUUGGACAACAGCAAGCGUCAAUUGAUGGUGCUGUCGACGAUGCUAGAUCCACGAACUGUUCAGCAACAUUACAAUACUGCCACGAAGGGAUUGUGCGGUGCAAGUCUAUUUGGUCUUGCCCUCAUGCUCGUGGCAAGUUUGUUCUCAGCUUUCUUCCUCACUAUUCUCGUUUGUGUGGACUCACAUGCAUGGAUUUAUUUGGCAAAGAAGCGACCAUAUGGGGACAAGUCUGAGACGACUCCUCUCUUCCCAUCUGGCUCAUCCAUGUCACCUACCACAGCCCCAAUUCUCAGUGGCACUUCCACCAUCAAUCGCACUCUUUUGCACCACCAGCAGCAGAAUCAAUUGAGUGGCAUCAAUUCGGCAAGCGGAACAAUGAGUCGCAAUGGCACGGCUGGAUUGAGAGGGUUGGAAUAUAGUGGCGAUUCACCGCCACCAGAUUAUAAUGUUGUGGUGCAUGGCAACAGGACUUCUACUGGCCACCAUACACUUGGUCGUCUGCCAUCGCAGCAAUCAUCGUACUUAUCUGGUCCCAACAAUGGGAAAUAUGCCACACUGAGCAAACAGUGCAAAACACUUGAAUCAAAUGACUUUUACUGAGAAUCGCCUGCCUGCACCUUAAAUGCAGGCAGUGGAACUCUAAGUAAAUCAUCAUCAAUC